Messenger RNA from Cynocephalus volans (Philippine flying lemur), 1218 nucleotides. It is a transcript of the gene SH2D2A, whose product is annotated as SH2 domain containing 2A. The transcript is spliced from 9 exons. Gene Ontology annotation, cellular component: cytoplasm. The record is from RefSeq and is a predicted model, not a curated record. Lineage: Eukaryota; Metazoa; Chordata; Mammalia; Dermoptera; Cynocephalidae. Bases 1 to 1218 code for a protein of 405 amino acids.
AUGGAGUUUCCCCUGGCCCAGACAUACCCCCAAGGGAAUGAUGAAGCCCCUGCCCCAACCUUCAGCACCUUCCAGCCUAUGGAUUUGACUCGCAGGAGCUGCCAGGGUCUGGGCUUCACACAGGCAUCUCCUCAGGCCCCGGGGGCUGCCUUCAUCCCAGGGAGUGCUGAGAGGGCUGAAGAGGUGCCUGGGGAAGGAGGCCUGUCCCUGCAGAAGGAGAUCCGCACUUGGUUCCAGAAGACCCAGGCCCGCUGGCUCCUGCAGCAUGGGGUGGCCCCUGCCUGGUUCCAUGGCUUCAUCACCCGGAGAGUUCCGCCUCUUCUCUUCAUCACCCUCAGGGAGGCCGAGAGGCUGCUGGAGUCCAAGCCUCAAGGAUGCUACUUGGUGCGGUUCAGCGAGAGCGCCGUCACCUUUGUGCUGACUUACAGGAGCCGGACUUGCUGCCGCCACUUCCUGCUGGCCCAGCUCAGGGACGGGCGCCACGUGGUGCUGGGCGAGGACAGCGCCCACGCGCGGCUGCAGGACCUGCUGCAGCACUACAAGGCGUGCCCGCUCAGCCCCUAUGGAGAGACGCUCACCGAGCCCCUCGCCCGCCAGACUCCUGAGCCUGCAGGACUUUCCCUAAGGAUUGAAGAAUCAAACUCUGGAAGCAAAAGCCAGGACCCAAACUCCCAGUACAGCCUGGUCAUCAGACAGGGGCAGGCCUCAGCCCCAACGCAGGAGGGGGCCUGGGAGCCAAAGGAGCCCUCCCAGCCUCCCAGGCCCAAGCUUCCCAUCCCUGCCAAACCUCAGCCAUCCCAUGAAGUCUACACAAGCCCUGCUCCGCGUCCCCACCCAGCCCCACCCCUCAAGCCCACCAACCCUAUCUACCACGAGCCUGAUGAACCCAUAGCCUUCUACGCCAUGGGCCGAGGCAGCCCCAGGGAAGCCCCCAGCAACAUCUAUGCCGAGGUGGAAGUGCCAUCAGUGACCACAGCAUUUGAGGGCCCACCAUCCAGCCUCCACCACUCUGUCCUACAGAAGUGCCAGUCCAGGCCUAUCCCAGGAGGCCAGAAUCCAGGUGGUCCACAGCUGCAUUCUGAGAACUCUACGGCUGGAGAAGGCCCUUCUCUGCCCCAUCAGCCCCCAGCCCCCUGGAGGCACACCUUCCCCAACCUUUCUAGACAAAUGCUUCAGGACAAAGGACAGGCAUGGCUCCCCCUUGGGCCUCCUCAGUAG